Messenger RNA from Salvia miltiorrhiza (redroot sage), 346 nucleotides. RefSeq lists its product as uncharacterized. The record is from RefSeq and is a predicted model, not a curated record. Lineage: Eukaryota; Viridiplantae; Streptophyta; Magnoliopsida; Lamiales; Lamiaceae. The transcript has a single exon.
UUUCUAUAGAGAAUCCUGAUUCUAAUGAACGAUUCAUAAAUAUGAAUGACGAAUCCAAAAAUUCUAUACAAUUAUGAAAAACAGAAAGAUCCCUCGGAUCUGAUUAUUCCAUUAUAUUGACAAUUUCAAAAAACUGAUCAUACUAUGAUCAUAGUAUGAGGGCGGUUGGUCAAGUUGGCCCCCAUCGUCUAGUGGUUUAGGACAUCUCUCUUUCAAGGAGGCAGCGGGGAUUCGAAUUCCCCUGGGGGUAGGGUACUACGGAAGGAAGUUGAUCAUGGAUUACCAAUAAGCCUAUAAAAAAAAUGGAAAUGGAUUCUUCCUGGGUCGAUGCCCGAGCGGUUAAUGG